This is a messenger RNA of Cicer arietinum (chickpea), 729 nucleotides long. Its product is annotated as mitochondrial import inner membrane translocase subunit TIM10. Gene Ontology annotation, cellular component: mitochondrial inner membrane. Gene Ontology annotation, biological process: protein insertion into mitochondrial inner membrane. Lineage: Eukaryota; Viridiplantae; Streptophyta; Magnoliopsida; Fabales; Fabaceae. The record is from RefSeq and is a predicted model, not a curated record.
AAUCUGACAGUCAAAUUACACACCUUAGUUAUACCCGAAAACCCUAAAUCAUACUUAUAUUCGAGCAACUCGAAAGUUAUAGGGUUUAGGUUUGCAGCUUAAAAUCAACACACCAACAAUUGUUACAAUGGCUUCAAAUGGAAUUCCCCCUUCUGGCCUCGAUAAAGAUCAGGCAGAUAUUUGGAAUGGCUGAAAAAGAGAUGGAAUAUAGGGUCGAAUUGUUCAACAAGAUGACCCAGGCAUGUUUCAAUAAAUGUGUUGACAAUAGGUACAAGGAGUCAGAGCUAAAUAUGGGUGAAAAUAGUUGCAUUGACCGCUGUGUUUCCAAAUAUUGGCAUGUGACUAAUCUAAUUGGUCAGCUGCUUGGUACUGGGAAGCCUCCAAUGUGAUCCAAGUAUAUUAUAUCAGAUGUUCUAUUUUGCGGUUUGAUCUGUCUGGCUAUGACUACAAUAUUAGUAGUUGCAUAUGACUACAAUAUUAGUAGUUGCAGUCUGAGGAAGCUUAAUUUUAGUAUAUUUUGCAAGGUCUUUAGUUUUUCCCAUGACUAUUAUCAGAUCAAUUUAUUUUAUUAAGAGGGUUAAUACCUGUUGUGAACUUUGAGGUAGCUCACAGAAAACUCUAGAAUAAUAAUUUACUUGUUUUAAUUAAGUUCAUUCUUCCAUUCUAAUUUUGAGUCUUUACUGUUUACCUUCAGUUUAUUGUGAUAUUCUGGAAAAUUUGUUUGGACUA